AUGGGAAAAACGAGUCGGUCGGGUCGGUCGUCGAGUCGCUUGGGCUUGGCGGCGUCGAUGUCGGUACGUACGUUACGUUUACGUACACUCUGCUCUGUGUGUUAUUUCACUCUGUGUUGAACAUUCGUACGAAACGGUUCUCGCGCAGCGCGUUAACUUCUUAUUUUUUUUUCGUGUUGGUUUUUUGGGAUUCAUUCCAAUUCCCGACUCUUGAAGUUUUCUUCAUUGUGGCCUCGGAGAGUCUCUUCAGCUGUUCUCCCCCCCUCUACCACGACUUGAAUGUCGGUCGGUGGUCUUAAGUGAUUUAGAGCCCGUUGGCCCCUUGAGUGUACUCUAUAUAUAUGGAUAGAUAGAGUACAUAGGAUUAUAUAGAGAUUACAAUCUAUCUAUAAAGCGGCAUCCUAAAGAAGAAGGUUUAAAAAACGAUUUUUGGACUUUAAGCGGAUAUAUAGCUUCGGCGAGAGCGAGAGAGAGAGGGCUAACUGACUGCCGCCUUUCAACCUGCUGCCUCUUUCAAUAACCUGGAUCAGUGGUCGCCGUUUUAAAAUUUUAAGUUAAUUUUUCUUGUUGGUUUUUUUUUUUGUUUUUUUUUAAAACGUCGUUUUGGCGGGGCAUUAAGCAACGCCAAAGCAAAGAUUCAUCCAGAAUUCGGAACAUAAACAGCCACUUUGCCGAAAUGCCGACCAUUCGGCGAUGCUGCAUUAUCGGCUGCCUGUCCAAUUCGCGACAGCAUCCGAGCAUGCAGUUCUUUGCGUUUCCCAGGCCAGAGAAUCCCUACCACAAGCUGUGGAAGGAGGCGUGCCACGCCUCACUGCGUCGCAUAAUCCCAUUUAAGAAGCCCGUGGUGUGUGCCCUGCACUUUGAUCCAAGUGUUUUGGGUGGUCGUCGCCUGCAAUCGAAUGCAUUGCCAACACUGCGCCUGGAGGUGCCCUCAAAUCUGGAGGCAGUCGAACAGCAGGCCAUGGUCGAGGAGAUCGAGCGGAGUCGCAAGUGUGCCUACAUCAAUGCGGUGGUCUACGAGUGGUUGGUGCGGGCCAAUAUCAAUCCACAGCUGCGAGGUAGCAUCACCCAUGGCAUGAUCAAGGACAAGGCGGACAAUGCGCGCCAGGUGAUAGGCAGCACCUCGUUCAUAGCGGACAAUCGUUGGUUGAAUCGGUUUCGUGAGACGCAUUUGCAGGGCUUUGCCCAGAAAUUGGCCACCAAUCAAUUGAAGCCCAUGGGCACUUCCUUGUGGAUUCCUGAUAUUGUACAAGAUCUGCAGCAUUUAUUCCCGCCAGCCAGUGCUGAGCGUGUGGCCAAGCUGGAGGAGAUGCCAGAGCAGUAUAUGAACUAUAUGCAGCAAUAUGGCGAAUACGAGGAGGACGACGACAGCAUGGAUCUCAAGGAGCAGCAGAGCUAUCAGGAGCAGCAGCAGCAUUUCGCCCUGCAGCAGCAACAUCUACAACAGCAGCAGCAACAGCAACACCAGCAAGGACAUCCCAUGAAUCAUGCUUGGCCGCCGUAUCCAGGUCAUCCACCACAUCCUCCUCCCCAUCCAGGAUUUGCAGGCUUCAAUGAUUACUACUUUGAACGCCACCAGCAGCAGAUGCAGCAGCAAAUGCAACAGCAGCAACAACAACAGCAGCAACAGCAUCAUCAUCAGCACCAGCAACAGAUGCAACAGCAAUUCCCCCCGAUAUCACCGGCACAGCGAGAGCCUUUCCAGCCGCAGCUGCCACCAAAUGUUCCUCCACAGCGGGCCAGUCCCUUCCAGCCCGUACAGUUGGCCAAACGUCCCAAAAUGGAAUCUCCAGAUGAUGAUGAAGUACAGGAAAUCAAUGCCAAUGCCGCCUCGCCCCUGCCUCUGGCCGAAUCCACGCUAUCCACGCAAAGUAUAUGCAUCUCCAGUCCAAAUGCCAAGGAGCAGAACAACAACAACAAUAACAAUGGAGGACGGGACAGUGCCAGCAGUAAAGAGAACGCACCCAAAGCCAAUGGUGGAGGCAUUAGCAGCGGCAAAUCCACUCCAGCCCUUUCAAACAAGGGUCAAAACUCACCGGUCACACCAAUUGUAUCCGCGCCAGCCUCGCCAAAGAAGACCAGCAGCAAUGGUGGCAUUGGUGGGGCCAGUACUAGUUCCAACGGACAUCCCUCUCCAGAGCCCGCAGCGCAGACAGCAGCAGCAUCCGCCAGCAACGGCGCCCUGGCCAUUUCGAAUGUACUAAAGGAGCUCGAUAGCUAUACCCAGGCAUUGGAGUAUCUCAAACCUUUAGAGGAUUUCGUUCUGUUCAAGGAAAACUUUCGUGCCAUCGGCCUGCUCUCACAGCUGGAGUUGGUCCUGCGCAAAGGAGACAAAGCUACGCUCAUCGAGGGCUAAUUGAACGAGAGAGAACGAGGGAAAGCCAAUAAAUGGGGAGAGAUAAAUGAGGGAUAAAUGACAAACACCAAUGUGAUGAAUUAUAUUAUGUAUAUAGAAUUAAGUUUAAUUAAUCAAUAAUUACAAGGGCAGACUAAACUGAAUCUGAACUUAAAAUGAGAUUGAAAUAAAAAGUAUUAAUUUAUUAACUUAA
This is a messenger RNA of Drosophila willistoni, 2549 nucleotides long. RefSeq names its product probable serine/threonine-protein kinase DDB_G0280133. The transcript is spliced from 2 exons. The coding region runs from base 677 to 2356 and encodes 559 amino acids. NCBI's taxonomy places the organism in Eukaryota, Metazoa, Arthropoda, Insecta, Diptera, Drosophilidae. The record is from RefSeq and is a predicted model, not a curated record.